Molecule: messenger RNA, 190 nt
Organism: Racocetra persica
Lineage: Eukaryota; Fungi; Glomeromycota; Glomeromycetes; Diversisporales; Gigasporaceae
Source: the annotation of a GenBank genome assembly
GAUACUAAGAAUAUUACAAACCAUAUUAGUAUCAAUACAAUUACUCUUACAAACACAAGAAGUAAUACCAAGCAUAUAUAAAUUACACAAAUCAAUAAUAACAACUAAACAAAAGCAGCAACAAGCUCAUUUAUUAAACAGAGCUCACGCAACACAAGAAGAAAUUAGAAUUGCUGAAACAAUAGAAUAA